Microtus oregoni (creeping vole) is the source of this 1660-nucleotide messenger RNA. It is a transcript of the gene Rflnb, whose product is annotated as refilin B. Bases 159 to 803 code for a protein of 214 amino acids. The record is from RefSeq and is a predicted model, not a curated record. Gene Ontology annotation, molecular function: filamin binding. NCBI's taxonomy places the organism in Eukaryota, Metazoa, Chordata, Mammalia, Rodentia, Cricetidae. Gene Ontology annotation, biological process: skeletal system morphogenesis; negative regulation of bone mineralization involved in bone maturation; actin filament bundle organization. The transcript has 3 exons. Gene Ontology annotation, cellular component: actin filament bundle.
GCGGGGCCUCAAGCGAGCGCGGCCGCCGGCGACACCCGGACAACGCGCCGGCGGCGGGGCAAGGAGGGCGGCCCGGAGGGCAGCAGCCCUGGCCCGCGUGUGCGGCCCUCUCUCGCACUCCGAUCUGGCUGUGCCCCGGCCACGCCAAACGCGCAGCCAUGGUGGGCCGGCUGAGCCUGCAGGAUGUCCCCGAGCUCGUGGACACGAAGAAGAAGGGCGACGGCGUCCUGGACAGCCCGGACUCGGGGCUGCCCCCAAGCCCUAGCCCCAGCCACUGGGGGCUCGCGGCGGGCGGCGGUGGGGAACGCGCUCCGGUCCCGGGGACGCUGGAGCCCGACGCGGCGGCGACCCCAGCCAUCCCGAAUCCAGCACCUCUGACCCACUCGCUGGCUGCCGGCUGCUCACCACGGCUCUGUCCCCUGUCCUUCGGCGAAGGAGUUGAGUUUGAUCCCUUACCGCCGAAGGAAAUAAAGUAUACUUCCUCGGUCAAGUACGACUCUGAAAGACACUUCAUUGACGAUGUGCAGAUGCCCCUGGGCCUGGUGGUGGCUUCCUGCAGCCAGACAGUCACCUGUAUCCCCAAUUGCACUUGGCGAAACUAUAAGGCCGAGGUGCGCUUCGAGCCCCGCCACAAGGCCACGCGCUUCCUCAGCACCACCAUCGUCUACCCCAAGUACCCCAAGACCGUCUACACCACCACUCUGGAUUACAACUGCCACAAGAAGCUGAGGAGGUUUCUAUCCAGCGUGGAGCUCGAGGCCACGGAGUUCCUGGGUAGUGACAGUCUCUCGGAUGAAUGCUGACUCAAGCUAGCUACUCGGGGUUGGGCCAGCUGUUCACACACUGCCCUGGCCCCCAGACCAUCCUGGACAAGCUGGGUGACACUUUGCUCUUGCACGUCACCCCAGCCCCAGGGGAGUCUAACCUGGAGAUACCUCUAAGCCUAGCCAGGGGAAGGAGAAAAAAAAAAUCACUGCAUCUUAAAAUAAUAGAGAAACUUGGCUUCGUUUAAAAUUUUUCGGAUAGUUUCUUUUAAAGGAGCAGGUAUAUAUAUGUUCUGGUUGGUUGAUGCAGUUUCCCCAAAGUCUCUGUUUGGGGGAAAACAAAGAUAGGCAGAACAAAAGGACGACACCAUCAGGACGGACUGAGGUGAGCUUGUCCUCCAUUUUCUGAUGAAGAAAGUGGGACCGUCUCUGGAGUAGAAAGAGUGAAUUCUAAGAAAUUUCAGCCAUGCAUAUCUUCAUCGCUGAACAAAAGGAAAGGGAGCUGCCUCUGGGGGCUGUGAUGCACAGAUGUGCCCAAUCUGGGGAGACUCCCGUGCUGGACCAGUUUUUUGUUUCCACUUCCUUUUUUCCCCCUGCUAAUCCAAAUUCUUAGUAUUAUCAAAAUCUUUUUCAUGAUAUUAGAGGAGAAAAACAAAAACCACAAAAGGAGAUGCCUGUGAAACAUAAGCUCUCUGCCCGUUCCGCCGUCGUUGGAUUGGGUAAACAGCUAGCCCGGUCUGGGGCACUACCCGUCUGGUUCUCAAAGGUUGGUUCCAGGCGUGGGCUCUGGGGCAGCCCUAGCAUGCUUGGCAUCUGGUUAACAUCUCCCUAGACUUGUGUAAUUCUGCUCAUAGGUAUUUUGGGGUUUUGAAAUACUUUCCUUUUUUUUUUUUUUU